This is a messenger RNA of Rhopalosiphum padi (bird cherry-oat aphid), 1486 nucleotides long. Its product is annotated as solute carrier family 25 member 16-like. NCBI's taxonomy places the organism in Eukaryota, Metazoa, Arthropoda, Insecta, Hemiptera, Aphididae. Gene Ontology annotation, biological process: transmembrane transport. Gene Ontology annotation, cellular component: mitochondrial inner membrane. The coding region runs from base 369 to 1346 and encodes 325 amino acids. The transcript is spliced from 7 exons. The record is from RefSeq and is a predicted model, not a curated record.
GCGGAGUGGGUAAUAUCAUUUUGUUAUCGCGGCAUCGUGCGUGCAUAAUAUUAUCGUAGAAAUUUUAAGCGGCGUAUCCUCCUCAAUUGAAUGUCGCGCGUGAAAGUUAUUUUCAAGGUCCGCAGUUGUACCUACCCAUAUUUUAAGUAGCCAGUAGUUGGGAAUUUGAAUGAUAUAACCCGAAGCGACGAUCGGGCCAUGGCACAUUCGUUUGUGGACGGUGUGCGGUGGUGCUUCCGGUCUGCCGCAAUUUUCCCGUCAUAAAUUUACAAACCGAAUUCGUCGAGAUAUUUCUUCUCUCUCUGCCGUAAUCCGAGUGAAAGUGUACGUCGUAUUGUUAAUAAUUUCCAGUAAUAUCCAUACAGACCAUGGCUUUGGCGUCUGAAACUAAAGAAGUGAUCGUGUUGAAGCAGACGCAGGAAAAAGAUUUAACCUAUGUGAUGAAAUCUUUGUUUGCGGGUGGUGUUGCUGGUAUGUGUUCAAAAACUGCUGUUGCUCCUUUGGACCGAAUAAAAAUACUGUUACAAGCCCAUAACAAGCAUUAUGCAAAUUUCGGAGUAUUUAGUGGUCUUGCUGAAAUUGUUAAACGUGAGAGUUUUAUAGCAUUAUAUAAGGGCAAUGGUGCUCAAAUGGUGAGAGUUUUCCCAUAUGCUGCUAUUCAAUUCACUUCAUUUGAAUUCUACAAAACACUACUAGGAUCCAUUCUUGGGAAUGGUUCACAUAUUGGAAAGUUUGUGGCUGGUUCAUCAGCUGGAGUUACAGCAGUUACCAUCACAUAUCCUCUAGAUACAAUUAGAGCACGAUUAGCAUUUCAAGUAACUGGUGAACAUGUUUACAAUGGGAUUGUACAUACAGCUAAAUCCAUUAUCCAAAAUGAAGGAGGAGUAAAAGCUCUAUAUCGUGGUUUUGUUCCUACAUUAUGUGGUAUGGUCCCAUAUGCAGGUUUAACAUUCUUCUGUUUUGAAACUAUUAAAAAAUUUUGUUUGAAAACAUUACCAAAUUGGUUUAGUAAACCAUCUGACAAAGAUUCUGGUGGUGCUGUGCUUACUAUACCAGCAAAAUUACUAUGUGGUGGUUUAUCUGGUGCACUUGCGCAGUGCGUUUCUUAUCCAUUGGAUGUAACAAGAAGAAGAAUGCAAUUAUCAAGCAUGGAUAACAAUGCAAAAUAUGGACAUGGUAUGAUCAAGACCUUAGUAACAGUUUAUCGUACUGACGGUGUUACAAACGGAUUAUAUCGAGGCAUGAGUAUCAAUUUUAUUAGAGCUGUACCUAUGGUUGCUGUGUCAUUUUCCACUUAUGAAUUAAUGAAACAGACUCUGCACUUAGAUACUGGAGUUGAUUCCUGAAUACAUUUUUAGCGACCAAUGAAUCUGUUUAGACCUAGAUUUUUUUAUUAGAUUACAAUAUUUAUUGUUUUAAAAUAUAGUUAUUAUUUUUUUUUUUAAUUUAUUUAUUGUUGAAAUUAAAAUAAAUUAUUUUUUCAGAA